Grus americana (Whooping crane) is the source of this 1838-nucleotide messenger RNA. It is a transcript of the gene ANKRD2, whose product is annotated as ankyrin repeat domain 2. The coding region runs from base 758 to 1753 and encodes 331 amino acids. The record is from RefSeq and is a predicted model, not a curated record. Lineage: Eukaryota; Metazoa; Chordata; Aves; Gruiformes; Gruidae. Gene Ontology annotation, biological process: regulation of transcription by RNA polymerase II. Gene Ontology annotation, molecular function: RNA polymerase II-specific DNA-binding transcription factor binding. The transcript has 10 exons. Gene Ontology annotation, cellular component: nucleus.
AGGGUCGCUGGGGAGAGCCUGGGUUCCCCAGCUCUGCUCCCUAGUGCCACCCUGUACCACCAGCCCUGGCUCUUUGCCUGCCUGGACCCUUCCCCAGUGGAUCCUAUUGCCAUCCCAGUUCUCGCCAGCAUGGGGCUACCACCUGCUUUUCCUGGCGUUCCCCUGCAGAGGUUUCAGCCUGUGCCUGCCUCAGGACCAGGUGGGACAGGCCAUGGAGGGGAAUGGUCCCAGGACCACCUUUGUGGCCACCAUCACCUGUCCUGGUGAAAACUGUGCCUUUCUGCAGCCGGAGACUGUAGCACCCAUGGGACAGGGCACCCAAGGGUGUCCCUGGGAACUGCCUGGGAGGGUGACAGUGACGUGUCCCCAUCUGUCCUUCCCCCAGGUCCUGUGCCGGGGGCUGGUGCCCAGCGCAUUAACUGUCCCGGCACAGGGCAGCACCGGCCUCAUCUUACAAAGGGGGAGAGCAAAGCCCAGGGGGCUGAACAAUAUCCCCGCUGCCGGGAAUAGCUGCCGGCUCUGCCUGCUGGCCCCACGUGAGGCCAGCCCUGCUGCCAGGCUGCCCGUGCGCAGUGGGGGAGCCUGGGCAGCCACCGGGUCCCUGGCAGGGCUGCUCGAGACGCUCUGCACCUGAGGUCAUUCUCCAAAGUGGCUCAGAGGGACCGUGGCUCCCAGCAUCACAUGCUGCCUGCUACUGGCUGAGAGCGCUGCCGGGAGCCAGGGCCGGGUGCUCCCUGCCUGCGGUGGUGAGGAGGAGAUGCUGCAUCCUGCACAGGGCUGUGCACCACAGACUGACAUGGAGCUGGACGUGCAACGGGCCAAGGAGCUCAUUGAGCAGAAGCUGGCAGAGGAGGAGGAGGAAGAGAAGCAACUCAAAGGGAAUGCUGCACGGGAGCCACUGGCUGUGGAACGCAUGAGCACGCCUGAGCUGGAGGAGGAGAAACGCCGUGGCCCCAGGAACCGAGGCAUCGAGGCUGUCAAGGGCCAGGAGCGGGUGCGGAAGAGCUCGGUGGACCUGCGGCGGGAGAUCAUCGAUGUGGGGAGCAUCCAGCGCCUCAUUGAGCUCCGCAAGCUGCGCCGGCAGCGCCGGGAGGAGCGGGCAGCCACCCCUGAACCCCCCCCGCCGCCUGAGCCCCUGGAGAUUGAGGGUCCUGUGGAGCCGGAGACCUUCCUGCGAGCUGCUGUCCAGGGCAAGAUGCAUGUCAUCGAGAAGUUUCUGGCAGAUGGUGGCUCCCCUGACACGUGUGAUGAGUUCCACCGCACGGCUUUGCACCGCUCCUCGCUGGAGGGACACACGGACAUCCUGCAGAAGCUGCUGGACAGCGGGGCCACCGUUGACUUCAGGGACCGGCUGGACUGCACCGCCGUGCACUGGGCCUGCCGGGGUGGGCACCUGGAUGCUGUCAAGCUGCUGCAGGACCAUGGGGCAGACCUCAACCUGAAGGACAAGCUGCUCAGCACCCCUCUCCACGUGGCCACCCGGACUGGGCACCCUGAUGUUGUGGAGCACCUCAUCCACUGCGGGGUGAACAUCAACUCCCCAGACAGGGAAGGGGACACAGCGCUGCACGAUGCCACACGGCUCAGCCGCUACAAGAUCAUCAAAAUGCUACUCCUGCACGGGGCUGACAUGAUGGCUAAGAACCAGGCUGGCAAGACCCCGACAGACCUGGUGCAGCAGUGGCAGGUGGACACACGCCAGGCACUGGAGACCAAGGAGCAGCCGCAGGGGGAGAUGGAGGUCCCUGCGUGAUGGCGCCAGGCAGGGACCAGGGACCGGGCUCUGCUCCAAGGAGCAGGAUCCAACCAAGACUUGCCUGUGUCAAUAAAAGCCAGCA